Lampris incognitus (smalleye Pacific opah) is the source of this 2562-nucleotide messenger RNA. RefSeq names its product phosphodiesterase 6C, cGMP-specific, cone, alpha prime (gene pde6c). Lineage: Eukaryota; Metazoa; Chordata; Actinopteri; Lampriformes; Lampridae. The record is from RefSeq and is a predicted model, not a curated record. Gene Ontology annotation, biological process: visual perception; signal transduction. Bases 1 to 2562 code for a protein of 853 amino acids. Gene Ontology annotation, molecular function: 3',5'-cyclic-nucleotide phosphodiesterase activity; protein binding. The transcript has 22 exons.
AUGGCCGACAAGGACAGCGUGGAGAAAUACCUGGAAAACAAUCCGCAAUUUGCCAAAGAGUACUUCGACAAAAAGGUGCGCGCCGAUGCGCUGGCGGCCGCUUUCUCCACGACCAUCGACGUCAAAGACGCUGCCUCCUUCAAGGAUGUUACCUCCAUGCAAGAGGCCGCCAUCAUCUUUGAGCUGGUCCAGGAACUGCAGAAACCAGACAACAUGGAGAAGUCCUUGCACAAGGUGUUGCAGAGGGCCUGCAUGAUCAUGCAGGCCGACAGGCUCAGCUAUUACAUGUGCCGGUCUAGGAACGGAAUACCCGAGCUGUCCACUUGCCUCUUCGAUGUGACCCCCACCUCCACAUUUGAAAGCAACCUGGUCGACCCCCGGGCUGAAAUCGUGUUCCCCACUGACCUCGGUAUUGUCGGUUUCACGGCGCACUCUAAAAAGCCGCAAAACGUCCCGGAUGUUACAAAGAGCACAACGUUCAGCAGCGACUUUGUGGACAAGCAGACGGGUUACAAGACCAAAUGCAUAAUGAGUUACCCUCUGAUGGCUGACAAGGAGGUCCUGGGUGUCGUCAUGGCACUCAACAAAAUAGGAGCCACAGAGUUCUCCAAGGAGGAUGAGACACUCUUCCACAAGUACAUGAACUUUGCCCAAGUCAUCGCCCUGCAGCACUUCACAGCCUACAUGUUCAACGUGGAGUCCAGAAGGAGUCAGGUGCUGCUGUGGUCGGCCAGCAAAGCGUUUGAGGAGUUGACAGACAUUGAGAGACAGUUCCACAAAGCGCUGUACACCGUCAGGAUCUACCUCAAUUGUGAGCGCUACUCGGUGGGCCUGCUGGACAUGACCAAGGAGAAGGAAUUCUAUGACGAGUGGCCGGUGAAACUUGGAGAUGUGGAACCUUACAAAGGACCAAAGACACCUGAUGGCAGGGAAGUCAUCUUUUACAAGAUCAUCGACUAUCUCCUGGAGGCGAAGGAAGAAAUCAAAGUCAUACCCAAUCCACCUGCAGACCACUGGGCGCUGGUCAGUGGACUACCCACCUAUGUGGCAGAAAAUGGCUUUAUCUGCAACAUGAUGAAUGUGGGUGCAGAUGAUUACUUCACUUUCCAGAAAGUGGCUGUGGAUGACACAGGUUUUGUCAUCAAGAACGUCUUGUCGUUACCCAUCGUCAACAAGAAGGAAGAAAUCGUGGGGAUCGCUACAUUCUUCAACAGGAAAGACGGCAAACCAUUUGAUGAGCACGACGAGCAGAUCACCGAGGCCCUGACCCAGUUCCUUGGCUGGUCGGUGCUGAUCUGUGACACCUAUGACAGACUAAACCGCAUGGAGAACAGGAAAGACAUUGCCCAGGAGAUGCUUAUGUGCCAGACCAAAUGCACAAGCGUUGAGCUGCAGUCCAUUCUGAACACCAAAGAGAAGUUCGAUGCAGAUCCUGAGGACUGUGACCAGAAAGAAAUGUAUAAACUCCUGAGAGCCACCUGUCCACCGGCCGAUAAUGUCAACGGAGAGUCCCUUCUGCUCUUCUCCUUCAGCGACUUCCCUUCCUCGGAGUUCGAACUCAUCAAGGCCGGCAUCCGCAUGUUCUUCGAGCUCAACGUCAUCGAAAAGUUCAAAGUUCCCGCUGAGAUUCUGACCCGGUGGAUGUACACAGUGAGGAAGGGAUACAGAGACAUCACCUACCACAACUGGAGGCAUGGCUUCAACGUAGGCCACACCAUGUUCUGCCUGCUACAGACAGGGAGACUGAGGAAGUACUACUCAGACCUGGAUGCCUUUGCCAUGGUGGCUGCAGCGUUCUGCCACGAUAUCGACCACAGAGGGACCAACAACCUCUACCAGACAAAGAGUGCAUCUCCUCUGGCCAAGCUCCACGGCUCCUCCAUCAUGGAGAGGCAUCACUUGGAGUACAGCAAGACGCUCAUGGCUGAUGAGAGCCUGAACAUUUUCUGCAACCUGCAGAAGCGUCAGUUCGAGAACGUCCAGCACUUGUUUGAUGUCUGCAUCAUUGCCACUGACCUGGCCCUUUACUUCAAAAAGAGGACCAUGUUCCAGAACAUCGUGAACGCCACAGAGCCGAUGACCGAUGAGAAAGAGGCCACGGCCUACGUGUCCAACAACUCCAUCAGGAAGGAAAUUGUGAUGGCUAUGAUGAUGACGGGCUGUGACUUGUCAGCCAUCACUAAACCCUGGGAGGUUCAGAGCAAGGUGGCUCUCAUGGUGGCGGCUGAAUUCUGGGAACAGGGCGACCUGGAGAGAAACGUGUUGGACCAGCAACCCAUUCCCAUGAUGGACAGGAACUGUGCUGAGCAGCUGCCCAAGAUGCAGUGUGGUUUCAUUGACUUCGUAUGCUCAUUCGUAUAUAAGGAGUUCUCGAGGUUCCACAAGGAGAUCCAGCCCAUGUUCGAUGGCUUGAACAACAACAGGAGUCACUGGAACGAGCUGGCUCAGGUCUACAAUGCCAAGAUGCAGGCCAUUGAAGAUGAGAAAAAGAGGAUUGAGGAUGAGGCCAAGAAAGGUAGCGGUGAGGAGGGAGGGAAGUCAAAGACCUGCACCAUCUGCUAA